AGUGUUUAGUUUAAAACCUCUACUUAAUACUUAAAAAAAAAAAAAAUUAUAUAAAAAUCAAUUUAAAAAAGAAAUUAAGGAAUUUUAAAAAUAUUCCUUUUUCGGGAAGUGCAAUUAAAAAUGAAUAAUUAUGGCAGACUAAAAAGUUUAACAGGAACAAUUUUGCUGAUAAUCAUUAACUUACCCGGUGGCAUUGCUUUAGUUAAUUCACCCAAAAUCAUUAUCAAGGACGGCAAUCUGAUUUUCGAAUCUGGUUUAGAUCGUAACAUAAGUUUUCGUCUGUCGGGCAGGUCGCGUUUAAAUAUAAACGAUGACUACGAUUUAUUGGAUUUAUUAAUACAAAAUAAGAAGGGGCGUACAUCAACCGCUUUGGGGGAAGGUAAUGAAGAAUGGACGGAGGAUGAGGAGGCCAUUCUUAAGCAAUUAACUUCGGAAAUGGACUCAGUGAAAAGAAGAGUUUUUGGACCCAAUGGAUUGCAGUAUCGUUUCUUUUUAUUGCAAAAUCGUACACGCGUAGCUCAGCAAUUAUUGCGGCUUUAUAAUAAUCGUUUGCAGCAAGCAGAAAACCGAUUCAAAAUUCUGCAAGAAAGGCUGGAAAAAAAGGCAUGCCUAAGUAAUCCUUGUGAAAAUGGUGGAUCAUGCUUUAAUAUUUUUGACGGGUUUAUGUGUAAAUGCCCGAAGAGUUUCGAGGGUCCGACGUGCAAUCAAGAUGUCAAUGAGUGCGCUUUAUAUGCAGGCACUGAUUUAGGCUGCCAGAAUGAAGCUCAAUGUGUCAAUCAAUUCGGCUCAUACAGUUGUAUUUGUCGGCCCGGUUGGUAUGGCAUACACUGCACUCAACGUAAAGGUGACUGCAUGCAAUCCUCAAACUGGGAACUAUGUGGACAUGGCAUUUGCGUCAAUAGUAAUGACACUUUUGGCUACAAAUGCAUUUGCGAUCAAGGUUGGCGCACUAAUGGACUUAUUCCCGCUUGUACAGUAGAUGUGGAUGAGUGUGCUGUCGGUCAUACAGCAUGUUCGACAAAAUGCAUUAAUUUGCCUGGAUCCUUUACUUGUGCUCCUUGUGCAGCUGGUUUAACGGGCAACGGUAUUAAUUGUCGGGAUUUGAAUGAAUGCGCUGAAAACAAUGGUGGCUGUAGUCUGAAUCCAAGAGUUCACUGCAUUAAUUCCUAUGGUUCCUAUCAUUGCGAUGAAUGUCCGCUAGGUUGGUUGGGUGACGGCCGCACUUGUACACGCGCUUCUUCGAAUUCUGAUUUUGCUGGAUCUGGGCCAUCCACUUCAGGAGCAAUUGGUGCUGUAGCCAGUUGCACAUCCAAUAAUGUUUGUCAUCCUUCAGCUACCUGCAAUGAAAUUUCGAAUACUGUUGUUUGCAGUUGUCCUCCAGGCAUGAUAGGCAGCGGCAUUGGUGUAAAUGGUUGCGUACGUGGUUCUAAUAAAAAUUGCUUAAAUCAACCCUGCAAGAACGGUGGGACUUGUUUAGAUAGCGGCAAUGGUUAUGUUUGUCUAUGUCCUUUGGGUUUUGUGCAACCGAACUGCACAGCCAUUUCUAACGCUUGUGUGCCAAAUCCUUGCCUUAAUGGGGGACGUUGUAUAGCAAAACUAGGAGAACAUUACCAAUGCCAAUGCACACCUGGCUACACUGGAAAGCGUUGUGAAAGCCGCUUUAAUCGCUGCGGCGGUGUCUUAGCCGAUCCUGUGGGACGGCUAACUUAUCCUACAGGCUCUCCGUAUGAGCAUAAUGUACAGUGCGCUUGGAUUAUAAGAACCUCUGAGACACUGGUAUUAAAUGUAACAUUUAACCUGUUUGAGCUGGAAGACAGUACUGACUGUAGAUAUGACUGGCUACAAAUUAAUGAUGGUCGUACUGCAGCUGACCAGAUCAUUGGACGCUUUUGUGGUUCACAUAAACCUAAUGGCGGUAACAUUAUAUCGUCUACUAAUAAUUUAUAUUUGUGGUUUAAAUCAGAUAAUUCGACGGCCGCUCAAGGCUUCGACUUGGAGUGGCAAUCGAUACCGCCCCAAUGUGGUGGUGUUUUUACAGUUACAACGCACGGCACUUUAUCUACUCCAGGUUCGCCGGGUAACUAUCCGAAAAAUCGUGAUUGUCGUUGGCACUUGAAAGCUCCCUAUAACAAACGUUUGAAACUGACUUUCUUCAGUUUGAAUAUCGAAAAGCAUGAUAGCUGCAAUUACGAUUACGUAGAGAUAAAAGAUGCUAUCUCAGGCCAUAACUUGGAAAAGUAUUGCAACUCUUCACAUCCUCAACCGUUGUUAUUGCCCACUAACGAAGUUAAUAUACACUUCCAUUCUGAUAAUGUCGGCUCAGAUACGGGCUUUCAAAUUUACUACUCAACCGAAGAACGUAUACCGGGAUGUGGAGGCGUUUACACUUUAGCUGAAGGGCAAAUACAAGCACCGGUUUUAAUAGAAGAUUCGAUUGCUUGUGAAUAUGAAAUCAAAGUUCCGACUAGAGAGUCGGUCAUUUUAAACUUUGAGAAAUUCCAAAUGGCCCCUGAUGACUGUAUUAAGAUUUAUGGUGUUAACUCUGAGACACGAGAGCAAUCACUUCAAGCAAAAUAUUGCGGAGACUAUGAGGGACGGCUGCCUGUAGUAGAAAUCAAUUUUAAUGACGUUUUAGUAACGUUUUACGGCCAAAGUGGAGCAGCAUUUAAAUUAAAUUAUCGCUCACCUUGCUCAUUUACGUUUAACUCCGAAGAAGAUUUUAUAUAUUCACCCAACUAUCCCAAUAUAACUAAGGAAAUUAAUUUUUGCACUUACAAAAUUAACACCGAACCCAAUACCGUGAUUUCCCUUUACGUGACCGAUUUCGAUUUGAAAGAUUCCACUUUAGACGACAAAGGUUGCGUUUACACUUUCUUAGUGAUCGAAGACACUAUGGGAAAAAGUCCUUGGGAACCUUAUUGCAACGAAAAAACCCCAGCCCGGGAUUUCGUUUCAAAAUACAAUUUUUUGGAGUUGCUUUUUCGUAGUAGCUUAACGUCUUCGGGUCGCGGUUUCAAGAUCAAAUAUAAAGCGAUACCCAUGGGCAACAAAAAUUGUGGCGGUGUCUACACAAGGCCGGGUUAUACGAUACGUCUGCCUACUGACGAGGAGGGCUUGUAUAUGCACGAUAUGGAAUGCUAUUGGAUUAUAAGGGCACCAUUGAAUAAAUACAUCUUUCUAGAUUGGAAAUCAUUUAAAUUGGAGGAGUCGAGUGAUUGCAAUUACGAUUAUGUAGAGGUUUAUGAUAACUAUGCGAAUGCGAAAAAUAGUCAGCCGUUGGGAAGGUACUGCGAUGCUCAUCCCCCUGAUCCGAUGUUAACACAUUCGCGUACAAUUACUAUAAAAUUCGUUUCCGAUGCCUUUGACGCUAUGGAAGGUUUUGAAUUGAAUUACGAGUUCGUUGACGUCGUGAAUUCAUGUGGCGGUCACAUACAUUCGUCUGGUGGUAAAAUUAAUUCACCAACCUGGCCUCUGAACUACACUGAAAAUCUAGAUUGCCAUUGGAUUCUCAAUACACCGCCCGGUACGCAACUGGAGUUAAAUAUUGAAAUAUUUGACUUGGAGUAUACUAAGGAUUGCAGUCAUGAUUGGUUAGAUAUAAGGAAUGGAGGCUCUAACCAAUCCACAUUAAUAGGACACUUUUGUGGCAAUAUCUCUAGCGUACCACGUAAUAUACCUUCUUUUACCAAUCAAAUGUAUUUGCAUUUCCACACCGAUUCGUUUGUAAACUUACGGGGAUUCCAAUUGCGUUGGAAAGUUUUUUCGAACGGAUGUGGUGGUAACUUGAAAGCCAAAACUGGUGUUAUUACUUCACCUUUCUAUCCGAAGUCCUAUCCCAACGAAGCAGAUUGUGAAUGGCGUAUUCAUGUUCCUGCCGGCUCUGUAAUAGAGUUCACCAUCGAAGAUUUCGCUUUAGAGAGUUCAUCCAGUUGCCACUAUGAUGUAUUGGAACUGUAUGACGGUUCCAGUAUGUCUCACAAUUUGCUGGUCUCAUUAUGCGAUGAUGCCUCUUCUCGCGUAUACGUGACUACACGCAACGAAGCCUUGGUGCGUUUUGUAUCAGAUGACUCAAAUCGAGAAAGAGGUUUUGUCCUGUCUUUUAAAGCCAAUUGUUCAAUUAUUUUGACUAACGUAUUUGGUGUAAUCGAAAGUCCUAACUAUGGCGAGGCUCUGAAUCGAGAUGAUGAAGACAUUAACUGCACGUGGACGAUCAAAGCACCCAAAGGAAACCGAGUACAUUUAGAAUUUUCGCACUUUUUCAGUUUGGAAGAUAAGCAUUCUGUUAGUAUCCAAGACGGCAAUCAAACGUAUCAAAUCAGGGAAAUGUAUCAUAAUUUCAAUUCUUCAUCUGAUACUUUAAUUUUGAAACAAACCAACAAUUUGGUCAGCUUCCAAUUAGAAUAUAUAAUGGUGGGAUGCAUAAAAACUUUUCACGAAAUGAGUGCGAACUUUACAUCGCCACAGUAUCCGAAGCCUUACGAUAAUAACUUGGAGUGUUUAUGGGAAAUAUUUACUAGCCCAGGUCAAGGCAUAGAAGUAACGAUCGCAAAAUUAGAUGUGGAAGACUCAGUUAACUGCACUAAAGACGCUCUACUGAUUACGUCUCAUCCUAAAAAUCCCAAUGUCAAAGAGAGACACUGCGGCCAUCAUAUUAACUUAAUUAUCACCAGUGCCACUCAUUACUUACUAAUUAAAUUUUAUAGCGAUGAUAAAGGAAAUGGCAAAGGAUUUACCGCCAGUUACAAAAUCAUAAAAACUUCAUGUGGUGGCGUUUUAUCUAGUAAAAAUGGCAUAAUCACUUCACCCCACUAUCCCAAUAAUUAUCCUCAGAAUUCCGAUUGUGAGUGGUCUUUAACCGUGUCGCCCCUUCAUUCAAUUGUUUUGACGAUAAUCGAGCUGGAUAUAGAAGACUUUUCCAGUUGCAGUAUGGAUUAUGUGGAUGCUAGCGAGACGUUGGAUGAUGCGGUAGAACCGUCGCAACUUUUUAAACUUUGCGGCACGUUGGAAACGAAAAACGUAACGACUUGGCGUAGUUCAACAAACUCUGUUACUGUACGAUUUCAUACUGAUGACACAAUUACCAGUAAAGGAUUCAAGUUAAGCUAUCAUGAGGAUUGCGGUGGACGGGUUAUUCUAGAAGACGAAGGAAACUGGGCUACAAAAGAGAUAAGUGUCGUAAAACAUGCAGACGUUAAUCAAACUUGUCAAUGGCAAUUGGAAGCGAAAGAUCUAAGUGAACAUGUAGCCCUCUCUAUAACGCAUGUAGACUUGAAUCCCACAUGGUCUCGAGAGUACCGCACAGAAGGCGAAUGCUUGAAUAAGGGAGCUGUAGUUUAUGAUGGCCCUUCUGAUACGGGGCCGGAGAAAGCAAGGUUUUGCAAAGUUCAUCCUCCUUAUUUAGUAUCCAACGGUCAUGCUUUAACACUUACGGUACCAUUAAGUAUAAUAAGUGAAUUCGAAGCUACUGUAGCGAAGCUAUCUAGUAUCUGUGGUUUCACUGUCACGAUCUUUCAACGUUCACUCACAGGAAAGUUUUCUUCUCCUUAUUAUCCAUCAUCAUACCCUGUCAGUAUGCAAUGUUUUUGGGAUAUAAAUGCCAGUGCCGGUAAUCAGGUAGUAUUAGUAAUAGAAUCUAUGGAUAUAGAAGAGUCAGAAAGCUGCAACAACGAUUACGUAGAAGUAAGGCGUAAUGAUUGGACUACGACGCCACUAGGAGUAUUUUGUGGUAGCGAAGCACCUGGCCCUAUAGGACCCGCCGAAAUUUUAUUGGUAACAUUUAACAGCGACAGUAACGAAGUCGUGGGAAAGGGUUUUAUAGCUUCUUAUAAUUACGUCAUGCAUAAUGAAAUAAACGGUACUAAUGGUGUAAUUGAAUCACCUGGCUAUCCCACGAAAUUCCACAGUGACGAGAAAUAUAGCUGGCGUAUAACAGUGGAUAAAAAUUACGUCAUUUUACUAAAUAUAAAAUAUAUCCUUGAUGAAGAUAUUCCUUAUAUAAAGUUUUAUGAUGGUUAUACGGACAUAGGAGCACCGAUAGAAUUUGAUAAUUCCCAUGUUGUACAAAGCAAUACCAAUGUUUUAUACUUUACUUCCACUCGUGCUCCCUUUCAAUUUGAAUGGCAUCAGCUGUCAAAAGAAGCGCUACGCGCAAACCGCACCGCUUUGCUUAAGACUACCAUCUGUGGACCUUCAACUCUUAAAAUCGAUAGCCCAUUAACAUUCAGUUCACCCGGUUAUCCCAGAGGUUACGCUGAUAGCCUAAAUUGUUCCUGGUUGAUUGUUUCAGCCAAUCCUCUCGCCCAUGUUGAAUUAAAAAUUAGGGAAAUAGAUUUGGAGGAUUAUACGGAAUGUGCAGAUUACGUUGAGGUCUAUUCAAGCUCGGAUUUGCAACAUUGGCACUCGCUAACGAAAAUGUGCAAGAAAACUGCCGAUACUAUUGUCGAAUACAAAGGCGUGCCAUACUUGAGAAUGGAUUUUAUUACCGACACCUACAUUAAUAAAACGGGUUUCAUGGCUGACAUUAACAUUGAGUGUGGAUCGCUACUUACAGAAAGGCGUCGUUUGGUUAAUAUCACACAGUUACUUAAUAAUCGCAAUCGACUACGCAUGGAAUGUGUUUGGACUAUACAGGUGCGGCAGGCGCGGCGCAUUAAGAUAACAUUUCCAGAGUCUAUUUUAAUGCCAGACAGUUCAAAUGAUAAUAAUUGCCGUACAUACUUCUUGGUGAGGAACGGCAUAAACGAAGAUUCUCCUUUCCUUGGGAAAGGGAAAUAUUGUGAUAACCAUAUAACAGACGUUUUGGAAACGUCAUCUAAUCGAGCCUAUAUAAAAUUCCUUAGAAAUGGCUUUCCCGACUUUCGCGCCUCUUUUCAUUACGAAGAAAUGGUCCAGGGCUGCUCGAAAGAAAUAGUCUUAAGCGACGAAUACCAGCUUGAUAGUCAACAAACAAUAACUUCGCCCAAUUACCCCAAUCUACCCAAUCCUCACUCCGAAUGUAUUUGGAUAAUAAGAGCCCCUUUGCAUAAAUCUAUCAGCAUUCAUUUCUGGGGCAAAUACGAUUUAGCAAUUGGUUCUCAGUAUAACAUCUGUAAUCGCGAAUAUAUUCAGUUUAAUGACGGUUCAACCGAAAUGUCACCUUUAUUGGGACGUUACUGUGGUCGCACAAAGCCGAAUAGCGUACAUUCUUCCUCCAAUGUAAUACGUAUGAUUUAUUUCACAGAUUUGUCUGAACCUCACGUCGGUUUCAAAGCCAAUGCAACAAUAGCACGUUGCGGUGGCUCAUAUUAUGACAGUGAAGGUACCAUUAAGUCUCCAGAGUUUAUCAGAUUUUUAGACCGCGAAGAGGAAGUUCAGUGCAUUUACACUAUUGAAAUGCCUGUAGGGUCGACCAUUAGUUUGACGAUUGAUCGCAUUAAUCUGCCCGACAAUGACAAUUGCACCGAAGACACUCACCUCGAGUUGCAAGAGAUCGACGUUUUUAGUUCACCAGAGGAUAAUGUAACUGACAUUUUGUACUUAUGCGGCACUUCAACCAACGUUUACAUUGUGGAGACUAAUAAAUUGUUGAUCAAAUUUAAGAUUAAAAAAGAACUCCUUAAAAGCGAGGACUUUCAACUGAGCUAUUCUUCGAUUGGUACACGAUGUGGCGAAACUAUAGUAGCUGCGGCUGGUGUACUGCAAACUCCCGGCUAUCCGAUAGGAGUGCGUAAACCAACAAUGUGUUCUUGGCGACUCAAAGUCACUAAGGGUAAACGAAUUAAAGUAGAAAUUUUGGAUUUCAAUGGGAAUUCCCCGAACACCCUGGCGGCUCAUAUGCGAAGGAGGCCUGGCUUUCCUAACCGUAUACUAUUUGCUAAUGAUUUUGCCAUGACCUCAGUUAUAGCUAGAGUUUUGGAAAACCCUCCGGCAAUUCUAUAUUCCACUGACAAUACUAUGGCUAUUGACGCGUUUCUUCUAUCACUCACAGAAAAUCGUGGCUUUAAAUUAAGGUUCUCUUCAGAUGAGGACUCCAUACAAUGUCACAAUAAAAUGUAUUUAGAAGUGAGCACCGAACCGAGGGUUUUAACUUUUUCUGCUGACGGCAAUAGCGCCAUUUAUUGUGCCUACAAUUUUAAAAUUGAAUAUAAUCAGACCCUGGCUUUGCAUGUAUUGCGCCACGAGUACUAUCAGACACGUGUUAUGUACUCCCCAGUAUGGUGCAAUGUCUUGUCGCCAUUGGCUUUAAUAAGAGGAGAAAACAAAUUAUUACCUCAACUGAUGUGUCGAAAUGAAACGCAACCAUCUGUCCGCUUUCCUUACUCCGCUCAAGCAAUAUUAUCGGCCUCGAAGCAAAAUCAACUGAAAGCUUUAGAACUACAAUAUCAAGUCUUUAAAUGCGGUGGUUUUUGGCCCAUGGACUAUUUUGGGAAAUUUGUUAUUACUGAGCCUCGUAUGACAAACCAUACUGGUCGUGUGGAGUGCGCUUGGGCCGUUAUGAGCCGGGAGGAAAAAAUUGAUUCUGCUGACAUAGGAACUAUCCAAUUAGAGGUCCAACUCACUACUGACUUUAAAGGCAAAUGCGACGAUGAGUAUUUAAUUGUGUACAACGGGCCGAAUCAAAACUAUCCACACUUUGGACGAUUUUGCCAACAAUCAUCAAUGGCCCCGAUGGUAGUUACCGGCGGUUUAUUUUUUGAAUUUAUUACAAACAAUUACAACAGUCGCUCUGCUCUAAAUGUUACGGUAACUGAGGGUAGCGGUUGUGGCGGCAAGCUGACGUAUCCUUAUCGUGAACUAACAAUAUUUUCCAGAGAUAAAAAUAAUAUGGAAUGUAUAUGGGAGUUGGCCACGGAGCCCGGUUUCCAUUUGGCAGCUGUUUUUAAAUACAGUUUUUUUCUUGAAGAUAGUCCAAAUUGCACCAAAGAUUACUUAAAGAUUCAGCAACGUUCGCCGGGUGAAGAAUGGACGGAUUUGAAGACUUUAUGCGGUCGUUCUCGACCGAACUCAGUUAAUACUACCGAAGUUGAAAUGCGUGUUAUCCUGCGUACCGAUAACGAAACAACCGGCGAUGGGUUCACUUUAGCAUUUGACCGUAAUUGCGGUGGCAUAUUUUACGCAACUAAUGAAAUGCAGCAGAUUCAUUCACCUGGCUACCCUGAACCUUACCCCGCGAAUUUAACUUGUAACUACACAAUACUGCCAUCGAAACACUUACAGGACCAAGUGGGAGGCAAUAAUUUAUUGGUACACUUUUUAGAAUUCGAAGUGGAGGACGCUCCCAUGAUCUCUUGUAGAUUUGACAAUGUUACCAUUUAUGCCACGGAUUAUUAUGGUAAUGUGGAGAAGACUGUACUUUGUGGGAAGAAAAGCAAUUAUAUGGUCAGAGCAAACAGAGCGAUAACACUUAUUUUGCGCACUGACGAAUCUUUCAACUCGAAGGGAUUUUUAUUUGAGUAUGGCCCUAAUAAAUGUGGAGGUUUAAUAACGAAUUCCACUAUAAUUAGUUCACCAAAAGAUUACAAUAGCGAUAAAUAUCCUCGCAGUACUAAAUGCAUUUGGCAUUUAAACGCUCCGGAGCAUUAUAAAAUUUUAUUAAAAUUCGAAGAAUUAGACUUCGAAUCGCAGAGCCUGUGCACCUUUGAUGGUAUAGAGAUAUACCAGGGCGUUAAGGAGGUCGAGGAUCAACGUUUAGCUAAAUUAUGCGGAAAUUUAACCAAUCAUUUGAAGUUCAUGCAAAUACCCCAAAAUAACGGUUUACUGGUCAGUUAUUCCGAUAUGCAUGAUCCUUCAAAAGGUUUUAGGGUCUUGGUUACCUUUAUAAAGAAUUGCGAUCGAAAUAUAUUUCUCUCAACCAACAAUGAUAGCUAUGUAUUUAAUACUUAUAUCGAGCAAUACACAAACAAUUUGGAUUGCUCUUGGGUUUUCAGUACUACUAGCGGACGGCAGCUAAGUAUAGAGUUUACUAAUUUUCAUAUAGAAGAUUCUGUGAAUUGCAAGAACGACUACCUAGAGGUAAGAGAUGGUAAUGGCGUGUUUGCGGACUUAAUCGGAAAAUUCUGCGGCCACAAUACGCCGCCGGCGCUGAUGUCUUCGGGUAGAGCAGUACUAAUGCGGUUUGUUACAGAUAUGAAAGAUACUAGUGGAGGUUUUGCGGCCGUUAUCAAAUCAGUCCCAACUUUAUGCGGACGGCAGAGUUUCAAUUUGGACAAUAAUCAGACUGUAAUUAUUAAAUCCCCUGAUGAUGGUUCGGGCAAAUAUCCCAUCAAUAUUAAUUGUAUAUGGAAAGUUCAAUGUGCAACUUUUAUACAUUUUGAAUUUGAAAAAUUAGAUCUGGAGGGCCCAGAUAGCAACCGUUCCUGUUCUAACGACUACUUAAAAAUAAUUAAUAAUGAUGAUGUAGAAAUGAUCGAAAAAGGUUAUGGAUCAAAACUAGUUUUUAAUGGUAUUACUCCUAACUCAAUAUCUUCAAGCUACGAUUUCCUGGCAGAACAUAUUUACUGUGGCUCUCAGAAACCGAGCGAUUACUUUAGUGGCUCCAAAACAGUUUUCAUUAAAUUCAGAUCUAAUGAAAAUGUAACAAAAUCGGGAUUCAAUUUAAAGGCUACACCCGCCCACGGUUGUUAUCGUAACUUUACUGGUGUACAUGGAAGUAUCAGACUUGAAGAAUAUGUUGACCACUGCGAUGUGUAUAUACGAUCACCUCAAAACACUACGCUCAGCUUAUAUUAUCGAGAGGCAACGUUUACUGAAUACGAUUGUUUGAAAGAAUAUAUGGAGGUUUUUGAUAUUCAUACAAAUACUUCAUUGCAAAAAAUUUGCAGUUAUGCAGAAGUAGGUAAAGCGUUGUUUAGUCUUACAAAUGAAUUGCGUUUGCAUGUUCAACUCAGUGGUUACUACACUCAACUGUCAAUAACUUAUGUGGCUUCAACGGAUGGUCCAGGAUGUGGUGGUGACAUCUACAACACUGGUGGGGUCAUAACAAGUCCUUUUUAUCCACAAAAUAUACGCAAUAAUUCCGAUUGCCGUUGGAACAUACGUGUACCGAGCAAUUUGCAAGUUCUGCUUAAAUUUCUAGUUUUCGAUUUGGGAGCCAAGAGUACUUGUCACACUGAUUAUUUGCAGAUUAUCGAAUACGAUCAAGGUGGUACGGAAAAAAUUAUGCGUCAAUUUUGUGGCGAGGACAAUCCUCAGAACUAUAAAAGCGGCAAGAGCUUUCUGAGUGUACGAUUCCACAAAACUGUUAACUAUGACGGCACGGGUUGGGUUAUAACCUUUGAAGGUGUUUAUGAAGCAGCAUCAGCAUUAGAACCAGCACUAGCACCAGCACCAGUACCAGCACCAGCACCAGCACCACCAUCAGCACCGGCAACAGCAACAGCAGCAGCAGCAUUAAGUUUGUCGUAA
This is a messenger RNA of Glossina fuscipes, 11382 nucleotides long. RefSeq names its product cubilin homolog. NCBI's taxonomy places the organism in Eukaryota, Metazoa, Arthropoda, Insecta, Diptera, Glossinidae. Gene Ontology annotation, molecular function: calcium ion binding. The record is from RefSeq and is a predicted model, not a curated record. The transcript has 20 exons. The coding region runs from base 121 to 11382 and encodes 3753 amino acids.